Moneuplotes crassus is the source of this 1604-nucleotide messenger RNA. NCBI's taxonomy places the organism in Eukaryota, Ciliophora, Spirotrichea, Euplotida, Euplotidae. The record is from the annotation of a GenBank genome assembly.
CCCCAAAACCCCAAAAAUUAUAUAAAAAAUGAAAAACCUACCUCUCUCCUCUCAUCACCUCCACCACAGACCAAUCCCCCGUACCUCCACUCUCCACUUCCCCUCCAACCCUUCCCAGUCCCUCCCAUCCAAACUCUCCCCCAAAUCCCCUUCCCAGGUCAAGGAUAUGAGAAGAGCGACGGUGUUUAAUGUUGGGAUUCCUACGGUGAUAAUGAAACGUGAGAUGUUGGAGAAGAAAUUGAGAAAGCAGAGAAGAUGUUCUAUCAAGAAAUAAACGGCUUGAGACAAACUUUGGCAAGCUUAAGAAAGGAGUGAAUGUGAUCAUUAAGAACACCAAGGAAUAUAACACAAAUAUUUUUAAAUCGAUGAAAAACCCAAUUUCUCAGCUAAAGAUGACCAGUAAAUCCCAGAUCAGGACAAGUCCAAUGCAGUCCAUCCAAGCGAGCAGGAAGAGCUCAUAUCAUUCCAGUAGUGCCAAAAGGUCAAAUAUUUCUAAAAACCCUUGGGAAUCUUUGAAAUAACAGAUAUGCGAAGAAAGCAAAGCGGAAGAUGCCCUUGGGAGGCCAUAAAAGUAAAUUACAGAUGAAAAUGCAAUACUUUAUGCACCCUUACCACACUGAUGUCCUUGUUGAGAAGAAGGGAAUGGAUUUUACGGAUGGGCAAUCAAACUGGAUGCCUGUUGCUAAUUUUAUCCUUAGUGAUAAAAAUUCAAUGUUCAAAGAAACGAUUUAUAACUUUAUGUACCCAGAUGUGAGGGACAGGAUCCUCAAAUUGAGCAAGAGGAGGCAAGCUAAUUCUAUUCGUGCUUCAAGUCCUGGAGAACUUAGCCAUCAUUCUGUAACUUCUGGGCAAGAAAAGUUUCUACAGACGGUUAAAAGAGCUAUAAAAAUGGGCAAAAAUAAUGAAAGAGAUAAAGCUAGGAUAAGUCCAUUAGAAAGGAAGUAUAGCUCCCAGAAACAAAAUUUUGAUAUCAUUGAAGAUGAAGAGCCGGGAUUUCUUGCAAACAAGAAUUUUCAAAAACUGAACUCGAAACUCUCAAGUUUUGGUAAGAAGGGCGAGCAACGAAAAUUAUGUAUUUCCUCAGACUCCCAGUCGUUAACAGGUUCAUUAAAAGCUAGUGACCCUAGCAAGCAAAAUUCAAUCGAGGUCCAUAUUAAAAAUGCUGAAGAAAUGAAAAUGGUAAACAGAAGAAAUAGAGCCAAAUUUUGGAAUAAUGAUGUUAUCUUAGAAGUGGGAAGGCUAGAAACCAAAGGAACUAUGAAAGACUCUCCUAAUAGAAGCACUUCCCCUCAUAGAGACCCUCACAAGGAUUUACUAGGAUCUUUCUUCAACAUAGAUAAGCUCAAGAAAGGAAGGAAUACCAGUCUUGAAACUCGAAGGAACAUUUCGAUUUACAACAAUCAUUGAAAGAAAAAGGAAAGGAUCCAAGGACUCAUUAGGAACAAAGACACUCAAGGCAUGAAGGAGUACCUGUCCAAUACAUCUUCUCCUCUAGAUUUGCUGGGGAUCUACAAGCACUUGGAAGUUCCAAAAUUUAACUAUAGUAGGAGAAGAGAUCUCUUCUGAAAUAGAUCAAUUUCUUAGUAAAAUUUCAAUUUUUUAAA